Sycon ciliatum is the source of this 2606-nucleotide messenger RNA. RefSeq lists its product as uncharacterized. The record is from RefSeq and is a predicted model, not a curated record. Gene Ontology annotation, molecular function: DNA binding. Bases 327 to 1727 code for a protein of 466 amino acids. Lineage: Eukaryota; Metazoa; Porifera; Calcarea; Leucosolenida; Sycettidae. The transcript is spliced from 6 exons.
CGUUUUUGUCGAUAGUCACAUUGCGCAGCGUACCCGUUGUAGUUGCACACCGUACAACACGUUCGAAAGUUCAUGACCCCGUGCCCUUGUUUAGAUACAGACACAGCUAGACAUGCAGCAUUGUGAAGUACGAAGUGUAGAGAAAACCAAAGAACCAUUUUGUAGCUGCAUGCUGUACGACGAAGAUAAUUGCUUGGCUGGAGCUUCGGACACACCGCGCCGCACGCGAAAACAUUCGGCUUCGAGUUCGAAGAAGGUCCGACUCCGUUCCGACCUGAUUUCGGAAGUGUGCGGGGCGCGUGAUAACGCCGAACCUCUUUCGCCGAAUGUUCGACGUGAUUGCGAAUUCGAUGGAAGGCCUGUCGGCACUGAAUGAAGGCAUGGUUGGGGAAAUAGUUCCACUACCUUCGGGCUUUGCUUCUGCCACAGUUCCAACCACGAAGCCGAUGACCACUGUCAACUCGUCAGCACCAAACCACUCAGAUAAUUGUGUAGCUGAGGCAGCUGGCGAUGAUUCGAAUGUUCGGCACUCAGUUGGAGAAGCGUGUGGCAUUGUUGACAAGGAUUCACUCCAAAGCUUGUCUGAUGCCUGCUCUAAUUCUAACGGCAACCAAGGAUGGGGGUUGCUCUGCGGGUCACCGGCAACGCACUCCGACAGACAGCAAGGUAAUGACUGUUCUGGCAUGGCUGGAGCAGAGAAUGGCGGCAUGAUGAAGCAGAUGACAGUGAACAAUGUGCAUCCCAUUGAACCAGCUGCCAAACGUCCAGCCACCGACGUCAUCCAGUUGAACUUGGGCAUGAUGAACGGUCCCUCGCUACCAGAUUGGCCAACAAGUGGAUCAUAUGUUAGUAACUCUAGUGUGUCUAGUGGUACAACAUCACAAGCGGCCAUGUCACCAGUUGGGACCGUGGACAGUGCUCCCCCCAUUCCUGUCUGGCCGCCAAUCUUAACCGUCUCCUGUCAGGAUUUGGACGGAGAACUGUACUUGGACAAACUGUACGGUGUAGACAAUAGGCUGGAUCCGCGUGUGCAGUCUUUACUCUGGGAGACCAUGUGGAUGACUCCACGCGAGUUUGAGGUUCAGUCUGGUCGCGGCAAGCACAAAAACUGGAAGUACAGCGUUCGCUUCAAUGGCCGGCCAGUGCGAGAGGUCUUGUCGGACAUAGAAAAGGCUUUUCGACUUGGCUAUUCUCGUAACGUUGUCUUCAGCGGCUCGGAGCCUCCUGUGGUCAGUUCAGCAGUUGCAUGGCCCGCUAACACUCCAACCCAGCAGCAUAACAUGAUGAAUAUGCAGAGUGACCAUCGGAUGCAAGCGCCUCCACCAACACAUCAAAUGAUGCAGGCCGGUGGUGGUCAACAAGACAGCAGCACAAUAGUUCACGUAGCAGCUCCUGUUCUACCCCCAGUUGGCCCACUUAUCAACCACUUCUCAAGAGCGGACGGAAAUCAAGGCACCGCAGCAGUUGCCAAACCAGUGGGCCCAGGGGGUCUCGAGCAUCAUUUCGUGGAGGCACUGAUGAUGACAAUGCGCAAUUCAAUGGAGGAUUCUGUCCGUUUGGUGGUCAGGCAAGUUAUGGCUGAUGCGGAGGCUGAACGCCAUAGAUUGCGGAUGGAAAAUGAAACACUGCGCCAACGCCUGUCUGAGCUUGAUCACGACUUGCAGUUGCAGCGCACCCAUGUAACGAAAGUGAAAAGUUUGCUAACGAGUAUGUCCUGUAAUAAGUGAUGUGACUACCACUCUGCACGUGCAUGUGCGUCCACUAAUAUGUGUGUCCAUCUGUAUGCGUGGACGUCUUUUGUUCCUGAUGUACAUGUAUGUCCACUUGCUUUGUACGCCAGUGACUGUACGUGUGCACGCGUGUGUCCAAGAAUUUUAUACUGUCGUCGAAACGGAAAAGUCGGUGUGUGCAUGUAACUAGGUUGUACACAUGUUUGAAUUGUCUUCGUCCUUUCUUCUCCGUCAUACAUAUACCAUGGUAAUACUCGAUCUAGUCCAUCUCUGUUUGUCUACACCAUCUCUCUUUAUCUACACCAUCACCCUGGCAGUUGGGGUAUGUGCAGUGCUUCCUGAACCAUUAACCUUUACCUUUUACUAUUCCAAGUAUUGAUAACUUAUCCUCGUGCCAUUUUUCAUUGGAACCAAAGCCUCUUGCUGCCUCCAUAAAUCUACGUGCCUGUGUGUCUGUACGCAUGCACAUCUGUGGGUCUCUCUCUCUCUCUCUCUCUCUCUCUCUCUCUCUCUCUCUCUCUCUCUCUCUCUCUCUCUCUCUCUCUCUCUCUCUCUCUCUCUCUCUCUCUCUCUCUCUCUCUCUCUCUCUCACACAAACACUUUCUCUUUUCCAAUAAUUGUCCAUAUAAUUUCUUGUGAAUGUGGCAUUUUCUGCACAUACUUCGCCUAUAAACCGGAUCCCUGUUGUUUAUUCGCUUUGGACCACUUCUGCUUUCACGUUUGCUUCACAGUUACAUUAAUCCAUGACAUUGUUAGCACAACUUGUUUUCAGCCUCUGCUAUGCUAUGCUCAUGCUCAUCUCAGCUUCUCUUCCACAUGAAAACUUCAAAAUCUCACAAUGACACUGAAUAUGGAUACCGGUAUAAUGAAAGUUAU